Molecule: messenger RNA, 4204 nt
Organism: Tarenaya hassleriana
Lineage: Eukaryota; Viridiplantae; Streptophyta; Magnoliopsida; Brassicales; Cleomaceae
Product: probable LRR receptor-like serine/threonine-protein kinase At1g06840
Exons: 22
Coding region: 1141-3987 (948 amino acids)
Biological process (GO): protein phosphorylation
Molecular function (GO): ATP binding; protein kinase activity; protein binding
Source: RefSeq, a predicted model, not a curated record
UUCAUGCAUAAAGGGGUUUCGUGUCAGGAAAAGAAUCCAACACCAUGUGUAAUCUCAUCUCAUCUCCAUCGUGGCUCUUUUUGAUCUCCUAACCAAUGGGCCUACGCAACACUCUCCGGCCCAUUCCAUGUCAGUCUCGGGACCAUUCGGGGAGGCAGGAACCACAGAAACGAUAGUCAAUAACGGAGAUUUGGCAGCAGACACUCACCUUCUUCCUCCGAGGCAUGGGCCAAGUCAUUGUCAGCUUUCAACUCUCCAAGGAACUCAUAUGUUCACGACACGCAGAUUCGGUUCCUGCAGUUUUUAUCACUCGGUUCUGUGAUUAGUUCCAGAAAAUCAAAGAUAUUGCCAUGAUCGAUCUCGUUAAACUAAAAGGUGUUCCCUUGAAUCACAUCCACCCAGAAAACGUGGAGAAAGUUAUCUUUCCUGAUAAUUGUUGCUUCAAAGUGGUUGACUUUCUCUUUUUUUUUUUCUUUAAUCGUGAGCCGGACCCACCAGACUGCGUCUCUGGGUUUCACUCUCUUGAGGGCGAUUGUGUUGGGAUAUUGAGUUUUGGAUCGGGGCUUCUAAUUUGUCAACAAAGUUAACUCACACACGUUUUACGGAGCACGAAGAGUCAAACCCAGAAGAAGAUUUACUAACUCGGUGAAAAGUUUCUAGCUUUUUUCGGAUGAAAAAGAAAAAUCGGGAAUGCCGGUUCCCUCAUCGCUGCUCAGCACAAACCAAACGAAGCAGCCAUGAAGAACUUGUGCAGAUUUUUCCUCUGGGCUUCUUAUCCGGUUUCCUUGUUCUUAGGUAAGAAAAGUCCACGCCGCUUCUUGGGUCUUUUCUGCUCUGAUCAAGCAGUGAGGUAACGCUCUUGGCUCAAUGCUAAUGAAUGCGGCGUCCAUUUGUGUCGUAAUUGUAAUCAACUCGUUCUGUUGGAAUAGAUAUCAGGCUUGAAUUAUGGAAUUGCUGACUAGAAUUGGAAAUUUGGAAGCUUCUGCUAUCUGCAGCUCCCAACCAAGACGUAUUAAUUGAUAGCUUCUCUCCACCUCCUUUGAACGACUGCGGAUCCAUCUCUCUUCUCCUCUGUAACUUGCGCUUGGUUUCUGUACGGCCUGAUAACAGUAUCUGCUUAAAUACGUUCUGUAGGGCCUCAUGGUGUCGUUUCACAGAGCUUAUGGAUAUCUACUCGUUGCUGCCUUCUGUUGCUUGGCUCUUCUUGCAGAUGGACAGAGAACAGAUCCUUCAGAAGUCUACUGUUUACGGACAGUUAAGAGAAGCCUUAUUGAUCCUAUGAAGAAUUUAAGAAACUGGAAAAAGGGAGACCCUUGCACAGCAAACUGGACCGGAGUUUUUUGCUUUGACGAGAUUGGUACUGAUGGUUACCUGCACAUCCGCCAACUCCGGCUGAUGAAUAUGAAUCUCUCCGGGAUAUUAGCACCAGAGCUCCGGAAAUUAUCUCAUCUUGAAAUACUAAAUUUUAUGUGGAACAGUUUGACCGGUUCCAUCCCCAAGGAGCUAGGAGAGAUAUCGUCCAUGAAACUUUUGCUGCUAAAUGGAAACCAACUUUCAGGGUCUUUACCUAGUGAGCUCGGCUAUCUUUCCAACUUAAACAGGUUCCAGAUAGACGAGAACAACAUUACUGGACCAAUACCCAAGUCGUUUUCUCACUUGAUAAACGUGAAACACCUUCACUUCAAUAAUAACUCGCUAAGCGGUGAAAUACCAGUUGAACUUGCCAAUCUGACCAACAUCCUUCACUUGCUGCUGGAUAGCAAUAACUUAUCUGGCAUUCUUCCACCACAACUCUCUGCAUUGCCAAACCUUCGAAUCCUCCAACUGGAUAAUAAUAACUUCAGAGGAUCUCUAAUUCCAGCUACUUAUGGAAACUUUUCCAAACUAGUAAAGCUGAGUCUUAGGAAUUGCAGUUUGGAAGGGGCUCUUCCUGAUUUUAGUGGGAUGCCUAAUCUCACUUACCUGGAUCUUAGCAGGAAUGAACUCACAGGUCCUAUACCUCCUUCUAAGCUUUCCAGGGCCAUAACAACUAUUGAUCUAUCAGACAACAAACUUAAUCUGUCUAUCCCAGAAAGCUUGUCAGAACUUCCUCUGCUUCAGAAGCUAUCACUGAAGAACAAUCUCUUGUCUGGUUCUGUGCUCGACUCCUUAUGGCAGAAGAUCUCUUUCCAUACAAAUUCCAGGCUUAAACUUGAUCUGAGGAAUAAUUCUCUGUCAAGUCUUCAAGGAGUUCUAAAUCCUCCAGCAAAUGUCACUUUAAUGCUUGAUGGCAACCCCAUAUGCAAGAAUAGAAGCAUAUCAAACAUAGCCCUAUUCUGUGGAUCUGAUGGAGAGGACUGGAUAUCAACCAACUCAACAAAUUCUUCAGUGGACUGUCCUGCCCAAGCCUGCCCUACCUCUGACUUCUACGAAUACAAUCUAGCAUCCCCAUUGCGAUGCUUCUGUGCAGCGCCUCUUCGGAUUGGAUAUCGGCUGAAAAGUCCUAGUUUUUCAUACUUCCCUCCAUAUAUCAUUCAAUUUGAGGAUUAUGUGACCAGUUCUCUUGACAUGGCACUGUAUCAACUCUGGAUUGAUUCGUAUCAGUGGGAGGAAGGGCCUCGUCUGAGGAUGUAUAUGAAACUUUUCCCAAGAGUUAAUGAGAGCUAUUCAAGAACAUUUAACGAGAGCGAGGUUCACCGACUCCGAGGCAUGUUCUCGUCAUGGAAAUUUCGUGGAAGUGACUUUUUCGGCCCGUAUGAGCUGCUCAAUUUCACUCUCUUUGGACCUUAUUCAUAUGUUGACUUCAACACUCAAAGGGAUGGCAUCAGCCGGGGAGUUCUGGCUGCAAUCACUGUAGGUGCUGUGGUCACUGUUGUUGCAUUUUUGGCAAUAGCUACAACCUGGGUCAUCAGAAGACACAGAAGGCAUCAGCAUGAAAUAUCUAAAAGACGGUCAUCACAUCACUCGUCAAAGGUUUUGAAGAUCGAUGGUAUCAGAGAAUUCAGUUUCAGAGAACUAGCACGGGCCACUGACAAUUUCAGCGACUCAACAUUGAUCGGUAGUGGAGGUUAUGGAAAGGUUUACAGAGGCACCUUGUCAGAUAAAACAAUAGCUGCGAUAAAACGAGCAGAUGAGGAGUCUUUGCAAGGUGAAAAGGAGUUCCUAAAUGAGAUAGAACUUCUGUCGAGGUUACAUCACCGCAAUCUAGUUUCACUAAUUGGUUAUUGUGACGAAGAAGGCGAACAGAUGCUGGUUUAUGAGUUCAUGCCUAACGGCACCUUGAGGGACUGGUUAUCUGCUAAAGCUAAGGAGACUCUGAGCUUUGGUGCAAGGCUAAGCAUUGCGUUGGGUGCAGCCAGAGGACUUCUCUACCUUCACACUGAAGCGGACCCGCCUGUGUUCCACCGUGACGUCAAAGCCAGCAACAUCCUCAUAGACGCCAAGCUCAAUGCCAAAGUUGCAGACUUUGGACUGUCCCGCCUUGCUCCUGUCUUGGAAGAUGAAGAAGACGUGCCUAAACAUGUCUCCACCGUUGUUCGUGGAACCCCAGGGGAUCUCGACCCAGAAUACUUCUUGACACACAAGUUGACAGACAAAAGCGAUGUUUAUAGCCUCGGAGUGGUGUUCAUGGAGCUACUUACGGGUAUGCACGCGAUAACACACGGAAAAAACAUUGUUAGAGAGGUGAAAGCAGCGCAUCAGACGGGUAGGAUCGUGUCGUGGGUAGACAAGAGGAUGGGUACGUGCUCGUUAGAAUGCGUAGAGAAGUUUGCUGCUUUGGCUCUGAGGUGUUGCCACGAUGCGCCGGAAAUGCGGCCAACAAUGUCCGGGGUGGUGAAGGAGCUUGAGAGCGUGCUUCUAGCAAUGCCCGCGACUGAACCCAGAGUCUUGUCUUCUGAGACGGAGUCGUCAGGAUCUUCUUCCUCCGCCAAUGUCACGUGCGAGUCCUCGAGCCUCUUGGGAAGCGACCUUAGCAGCGGUGUUAUUCCCAGCAUCACGCCUCGCUGACCCAGCUGGAAGCGUUUUCCUUUAGCUCUUUGUAAGAACAAUGACCAGUUUUCAGUUUCUGUUUCUGUUUGGGCUCGAACCAGGUCAACUGAAAGUGACAUGUAAAAUAAUAAUCGAAGGCGGUUUUUGGGGAGGGAGAGGAGCGUUGAAAAGCGAAAACGACGUGCCCCCCGCAAUAGUCCUUCGACCUGUAAUUAUGAAAAAAAGGUUUUCAAUA